AUGGACCAGUCGUCUCCAACCUACAUGCUUGCCAACUUAACCCACUUGCAUUCUGAACAGCUUCUGCAAGGCCUGAACCUCCUUCGCCAGCAUCACGAGCUCUGUGACAUCGUCCUCAGGGUUGGCGAUGUCAAGAUCCACGCCCACAAAGUGGUGCUCGCCAGCAUCAGUCCCUACUUCAAAGCCAUGUUCACGGGGAACCUCUCGGAGAAGGAGAACUCGGAGGUGGAGUUCCAGUGCAUCGACGAGGCGGCGCUGCAGGCCAUCGUGGAGUACGCCUACACGGGAACUGUCUUCAUCUCGCAAGACACCGUCGAGUCGCUGCUUCCAGCUGCAAAUCUCCUCCAGAUCAAGCUGGUGGUGAAGGAGUGCUGUGCGUUUCUUGAAAGCCAGCUUGACCCUGGCAAUUGCAUCGGGAUUUCUCGUUUUGCAGAGACCUAUGGCUGCCAUGACCUCUACUUGGCUGCUAACAAGUACAUUUGUCAAAACUUUGAAGAUGUUUGCCAGACGGAAGAAUUUUUUGAGCUUACACAUUCAGAGUUGGAUGAAAUUGUUUCCAAUGACUGCUUGAAUGUUGUGACAGAAGAAACCGUUUUUUAUGCCCUGGAGUCCUGGAUCAAGUAUGACGUGCAGGAGCGACAGAAGUACUUGGCGCAGCUGCUGCACUGCGUUCGGUUACCACUGCUGAGCGUUAAGUUUCUGACGAGGUUAUAUGAAGCAAACCAUCUCAUUCGUGAUGACCAUACAUGUAAACACCUGCUAAACGAGGCCCUAAAAUACCACUUCAUGCCUGAACACAGACUUUCCCACCAGACCAUGCUGAUGACACGACCUCGCUGUGCUCCCAAAGUCCUUUGUGCUGUAGGAGGGAAAGCUGGGCUCUUUGCGUGCCUGGAAAGUGUUGAAAUGUAUUUUCCUCAGAACGACUCCUGGAUAGGCCUGGCACCUCUUAGCAUUCCCCGCUAUGAAUUUGGAAUAUGUGUCCUAGACCAGAAAAUAUACGUUGUAGGAGGAAUUGCAACCCAUGUGUGUCAAGGCAUCAGUUACCGAAAGCAUGAAAAUUCAGUGGAGUGCUGGGACCCCGAUACGAACACUUGGACGUCUCUUGAAAGGAUGUUUGAGAGCCGCAGUACACUGGGAGUGGUGGUUCUGGCAGGAGAGCUCUAUGCCUUAGGUGGCUACGAUGGGCAGUCUUAUCUACGGACAGUGGAGAAAUACAUCCCCAAAGUGAAGGAGUGGCAGCUGGUGGCCCCCAUGAACAAAACGAGGAGUUGUUUUGCUGCCGCUGUCUUGGACGGGAUGAUAUACGCCAUUGGGGGCUACGGGCCUGCCCAUAUGAACAGCGUGGAGCGUUACGAUCCGAGUAAAAACUCAUGGGAGACGGUCGCUUCAAUGGCCGAUAAACGAAUAAACUUUGGUGUCGGCGUCAUGCUGGGCUUCAUUUUUGUCGUCGGUGGACACAAUGGUGUGUCUCACUUAUCGAGCAUUGAGAGGUACGAUCCCCAUCAAAACCAGUGGACUGUGUGUCGGCCCAUGAAGGAGCCCAGAACAGGAGUUGGGGCCGCUGUAAUUGAUAAUUACCUUUAUGUGGUUGGAGGUCAUUCGGGAUCGUCCUACCUGAACACUGUCCAGAGGUACGACCCCAUCUCAGACACCUGGCUGGACUCAGCUGGGAUGAUGUACUGUCGAUGCAAUUUUGGCUUGACUGCGCUUUGAUAAAGAGCAGCACUGUAUGGACCUGAUGCAAAGAGGGAGCUUGACCCGCUUGAAAACAAAGCCUGCUGGUCGAGACCAUGAGCUGCGUUUCCUG
Messenger RNA from Mesitornis unicolor (brown roatelo), 1810 nucleotides. RefSeq names its product kelch-like family member 28 (gene KLHL28). Bases 1 to 1716 code for a protein of 571 amino acids. Lineage: Eukaryota; Metazoa; Chordata; Aves; Mesitornithiformes; Mesitornithidae. The transcript is spliced from 4 exons. The record is from RefSeq and is a predicted model, not a curated record. Gene Ontology annotation, molecular function: protein binding.